Molecule: messenger RNA, 4364 nt
Organism: Polyodon spathula (Mississippi paddlefish)
Lineage: Eukaryota; Metazoa; Chordata; Actinopteri; Acipenseriformes; Polyodontidae
Product: leucine-rich repeat-containing G-protein coupled receptor 5-like
Exons: 18
Coding region: 153-2873 (906 amino acids)
Biological process (GO): G protein-coupled receptor signaling pathway
Cellular component (GO): membrane
Molecular function (GO): G protein-coupled receptor activity; protein-hormone receptor activity; protein binding
Source: RefSeq, a predicted model, not a curated record
GGGAGGACUGUUUAAAGCGGCGAGGGAACUGGAAUGCUGCACAGACAGUCACAAGAGACACUGCUCAGAGCUGCCCAGGAAUGAGUGCGUCCCACUGCUAGUGAGAGCUGCCGCCGCCGCCGCUACAGUUGUCUCUCCCUGAAACUGCAGAGAUGUUGCAUCCUCCUUUCCCUCACUGCUUUUUAGUUGCACUGUUGCUGCUGCUAGUAGCUGCUGGAGGGGGGACCGAAGCCGGGAAGCCGCAGAGAGACUGCCCGUCCAUUUGUCAUUGCGAGGAGGAUGGCAUGCUCCUCCGAGUUGACUGCUCGGACCUCGGGCUCACGGCUCUGCCUGCAAACCUGAGCGUCUUCACAUCGUACCUUGAUCUCAGCAUGAACAACAUCACCCAACUGCCCGUGAGUGCCCUUUUUAACCUCCACUUCCUAGAAGAGCUGCGUCUUGCAGGAAAUGACUUGACACACAUCCCUAAGGGAGCCCUGUCUGGCCUUUUCAAUCUUAAAGUGCUAAUGCUACAGAACAAUCAGUUAAGACAGGUCCCUAGCGAAGCACUGCAGAAUCUCCGUAAUCUCCAGUCUCUGCGUUUGGAUGCCAAUCACAUCUACAGCGUUCCGCACAACAGCUUCUCUGGCUUGAGUUCCCUGCGGCACCUCUGGCUGGACGACAACUCCCUGACGGAGGUUCCAGUGCAGGCUCUCAGCAGCCUGUCCUCCCUGCAGGCCAUGACAUUAGCCCUGAAUAAAAUAACACGCAUACCUGACUAUGCCUUCGCAAACCUUUCCAGUCUGGUUGUCUUACAUCUCCAUAACAAUAGAAUUCACUCCCUGGGAAAGAAAUGCUUUGAUGGGCUUCACAGCCUUGAGACUUUGGAUUUAAACUACAAUAAUCUGGAUGAAUUUCCAACUGCCAUCAAAGCCUUGAUAAAUCUUAAGGAACUUGGUUUUCAUAGCAACAACAUUAAGUCGAUCCCAGAAAGAGCUUUUAUGGAAAACCCUUCUCUCAUAUCAAUAUUUUUCUAUGACAACCCUAUCCAGUUUGUUGGAAAAUCUGCUUUCCAGCACUUACCCGAACUGAGAACGCUGUCACUAAACGGAGCCACAGAAAUCACUGAGUUUCCUGACCUCACAGGGACCAAGAGUCUGGAGAGCCUGACCCUGACCGGGGCGCGGAUAAGCGCUCUUCCCGCAGAGAUGUGCGAGCAGUUACCGAACCUUCAAGUUCUAGAUCUGUCUUACAACCUGAUUCAGGACCUGCCCACUUUUAAUGGUUGUGAAAGGCUCCAGAAAAUUGACCUACAGCACAACGAAAUUCAAGAAAUCCAGACCAACACGUUUCAGCACCUGACUGCUCUGAGAUCGCUUGACCUGGCUUGGAACAAGUUAUGUGCAGUUCAUCCCAAUGGAUUCUCCCAUCUGCCUUCGUUAAUCAAGCUGGAUCUCUCAUCUAACCUCCUCUCCUCUCUUCCUGUCACUGGACUGCACGGAUUAACACACCUUAAAUUAGCAGGCAACACAGACCUCCAGGAGCUAUUAUCUGCGGAAAACUUUCCAAAACUGAGGGUUAUGGAGAUGCCGUACGCUUUCCAGUGCUGUGCAUUCGUAUCCUGUGAAAACCACAACAAAAUGUCCAAUCCUUGGGACAAAGACGAGACCCGUAGCACCGACCACUUUGUCAAGAAGGACAGCGGCAUUCUGCUCAGUCAGGAAGAACAUGACUUUGAGGACUUCCUUCUUGACUUUGAAGAAGACCCAAAAGCUCACCACUCUGUCCAGUGCACCCCAGCACCAGGUCCGUUCCGGCCCUGUGAUCACCUGUUUGGCAGCUGGUUAAUUCGCACCGGAGUGUGGAUUAUAGUGGUGCUGUCACUUGUGUGCAAUGGUCUGGUGGCUGUAACUGUCUUCGUUUCACCAACCUACAUAUCUCCAGCUAAGCACCUCAUAGGGCUGCUUGCAGUUGUCAACAGCCUAAUGGGGCUUUCAAGUGGUGUCCUGGCUGUCGUCGAUGCCUUAACCUUCGGCAGCUUUGCCAAAUACGGGGCGUGGUGGGAAAGCGGAAUUGGCUGCAGGAUCACAGGGUUCAUGUCAGUCUUCAGCUCUGAGACGUGCACCUUUUUACUGACGACCGCUGCGCUGGAACGUGGCCUCUCCAUAAAGUGCGCCAAAAAACUGGAGUCCAAGUCCACCAAGAGCAACGUCAAGAUCGUUUCCGCUUUCUGCUUCAUCCUGGCUUUGGCCAUCACUGUCCUGCCCCUGCUCCACGUGGGCGAGUACGGGAUCUCCUCCCUGUGUUUGCCUUUGCCUUUCGGGGAGCCAUCUAGCCUGGGCUUCAUGGUGGCCUUGGUUCUGCUCAACUCGCUCUGCUAUUUCGUGAUGACCGUCACCUACACCAGGCUGUACUGCAGCCUGGAGAAGGGCGAGCUGGACAACUUCUGGGACUGCUCCAUGAUCAAGCACGUGGCCUGGCUGCUCUUCGCAAACUGCUUCCUUUACUUCCCCGUCGCCUUCCUGUCCUUCUCCUCCCUGCUCAACCUGUCCUUCAUCAGCCCCGAAGUGAUCAAGUCCAUCCUCCUGGUCAUUGUCCCACUUCCGGCCUGCCUGAACCCCUUGCUUUACAUGUUGUUCAACCCGCACUUCAAGGAGGACCUCGGCAUCCUGCUAAAGCAGACGCAGCUGUUAAAUAAAUCCAAGCAGAGCAGCUUGGUCUCCUUGAACUCAGAGGAUGCAGAGAAGCAGUCUUGCGACUCCACCCAGGCGCUGGUCACCUUCACAAGGUCAGAAAACCCAGGUGAUGCACCAGAGAGCAAGUCUGUCUCGUCUGCCUCCCAGAUCAUUGAAGCUUGCCACUCCCAAUCAGCAGCGUCUGUUCCCUGCCACUAGAAAAAAAACAUGAAUAUCCUGUAGCUGUCGUUGCUAUCUGACUUUAUCUUUGGGAUUAAAAACUCAUUGUAGGUUCCUCAAUAAAUCUGUGAAAGCUGCCAGACCAUGCACUCAGUAAGUUAACAUGACGUAACAAGUCUUUUUGCAACAUUUUUACACCAGUUAACAGACCAGUGCUUCUCAGAUCUGGUCUGCCAAGAUUAUGAACCGUUACACCUCAGUCCUCAAUACCCAUUUUGAAUUGACAUUGCUUUCCCAUGAACAAAAUACAGCUCACAGAAUCUUGGACAUUAGCUAAUACGUGGCAAUUAUUCUGUGUAGCUGCAAUGCAAAUAAGAGCCUGGAGGUUGAAACACAAGCCAGGGCUUGUAAGGCUUGUAAGGUGAUCCUUGAGAACUGCUGCUGAGAAGAGCACUGCGCACUGUGGACUAAUUACCAACAUUAUUGCUGCCUGCCUGCCUGCCUGCCUGCCUGCCUGUCUCUCUCUCUCUCUCUCUCUGUCUGCUCAGAACUACAGAGGCUCAGCUGGGUUUGCUAGACAUGGGCUUAUAUCUUUGUGAUGUUUUCUAUUUCCUCUGCUGUUCUUCAGCCCAUGUACGGUACAUUUCAUUGUAGCAACUUAGCUCUGUAUGUUUCAUAUUAACUUACCUACACCCUGGAAACACUCCUGAACACUUAUAUGAGACUUACGUCUACCCUAAACCAAAACUUCCUAAGGCUUGGACUCACAACCAACCUCCAUUCCAAAGGCACUUGUCUGAACCUUCAUUGUAGCUUUGUACUGGAACGUACACAGCACGUGCGAACAUGCUGUACAGCAUUGUACAACAUUCAAAUAAAUGUUACCUUUGUAAAAGUGCAGCGCAGUGUAAUAAAGCAGAUAAAAGUAAGUUAAAUCAUACAUAAGCAUUGUCAGACCCAUAGAGGUAUGGUAAAGCCUAUAUAAAAUAAAAACAAGACAAACCAUGGUAAAUGUAAAGGUCCUUACAUUCGUGUUCUGAUGUGUACUCAAUCAAGGAGUUUAUUCUUCAGCUCGACAAAAACAAUUCAGGACUGAAAGGGUUACCAUGGCAUGAAGUAAGACCCUAUUUUCUAUUCUGAUGCAUGUCUGAUCAGUGCAACUAAACCUCUAUACGGUACUAUCAAAUAUACUGGCAAACCGAAUUUUACAAUCAUACAGAACAUGCUGGUCUUGCUUUGUUUAACAGGGUAAAAAAAAAACACCUCUAUUACUGUAACAAGCUCUAUACUGUCCUAUGUAAGGUAACUGGUGUGUUUUUUUUUUUUUUAUACUUGCUCUUUACAAUGUAAGUUUUUUUUUUCAUCUCUUACUUCACUGCAAUUCAGUUGGUAAGCUUUAGUAUUGAUUUGAAGUUCGGUGUGUUUGAACAGUAUAUGAAGUUAUGUCUAUAUGUUGAGUUUGGUUAUUUGUAAGUGGCAAUGAACAAUGAAGACUUGACACUUGAAUAAAUCCCAAAUUAAAUGCUACCA